AUGUCAAAUAGCAGUUUUGCUGCUGCUCAAGAACGGAUACUCCAACGGCAAGCCGACCGACAGCGUCAAGCCGAUGCACGUAGACUUGCUUUCGAAGAAGCCGCACAGUCGACGCCCAUCGCACGGUUGCCGCCUCCUCUGAACCGCGCGGCUCCCCCAUUGACAUCUUUCUGGGCAACACUUGUACGCUCUGAGGGAACACGACCGGCAUUCCGCGUUGGGCAGGUGGAUGCAGAGUUAUUAGACGAUGAGCUCAUCACCCUCCUGAAAGGGCAGGUUGCUGAGGGACUCAAGUAUUUCGGGGCACAUCUGCAGGACGACUGGUCACAAGAGAUUCUGCUUGCUCUCCGUGUUGCACUAUUCAAGCUAUCGAUAUGGGACAACAACGCCUCGUACGGUGCGACGCUGCAGAAUCUACGAUACGCCGAUGCUCGACAACCUAUUGCUCUGCAAAGCAAGCCGACCCGGUGGCAGAAGAGUCUGUAUGGCCUGUUCACGGUCUUUGGUAGAUACGGCUGGGAUCGCUGGGAGGACUGGUUGAUCGAGCAAGAAGGUGGCUAUACUGCGCCGUCAGCCAACGUACAACGGCUGAGUCGCAUAACAUCCUAUGUCUCAGCGACGCACUCCAUCGCGGCCUUCACAUCAUUCCUCGUCUUUCUCGUCAAUGGUCGAUACCGUACACUAGUCGACCGCAUACUACAACUUCGUCUGGUCUCUCCAUCGAAUCAGAUCAGUCGUGAAGUGUCAUUCGAGUAUCUCAACCGGCAGCUGGUGUGGCAUGCAUUCACCGAAUUUCUCCUCUUCUUGCUGCCUCUUGUAGGUAUCAGCCGAUGGCGGAGAUGGCUGAGCCGGGCCUGGAAGAAGACGAAGUCAAUGGUGCAAUCAGAGGACGCAGAUGGGGACGACGAGACUCGCAGCAAAUCUGGACCUCUCUCGUUUCUACCAGAACGAACGUGUGCCAUUUGUUACCAAGAGAAGAACCCAGCCUCAUCCGAAGCUGAGAUCCUUGGUGCAAACACUGGAGCGAGUGGCGGCAUUAUCGGCUCGGUCGAUACAGACAUCGUGAACCCCUAUGAGACGAUACCAUGCCGAUGCAUCUACUGCUUCGUGUGUAUCGCUGGAAAGAUCGAAGCCGAAGAAGGCAGUGGAUGGACUUGUCUUCGCUGUGGUGGAAUCGUCAUGAAAUGCAAGCCAUGGGACGGCGAUGUCCUUGACGAGCAGAGGUCGAGUAAAUCGGUCAAGACAGUUGGAUUCAGCGACGAGCUCGAGAAGACACGACAAGCGAGAAAAGUCGCAGUCCCUUUGACACAACAGAUGUGA
Molecule: messenger RNA, 1320 nt
Organism: Cyphellophora attinorum
Lineage: Eukaryota; Fungi; Ascomycota; Eurotiomycetes; Chaetothyriales; Cyphellophoraceae
Product: Peroxisomal biogenesis factor 2
Exons: 1
Coding region: 1-1320 (439 amino acids)
Biological process (GO): protein import into peroxisome matrix
Cellular component (GO): peroxisomal membrane
Molecular function (GO): zinc ion binding
Source: RefSeq, a predicted model, not a curated record